CGUUGGUACAGGGCAUGAAUGGUCUGGGAUUCUCGCAUGGAGCGGUGUCAAUUUGGUGAUUUCAUCUCCCAGGAGUCUUGAGAUCUUUUUCUCGUUGCCAGCUUUUCCCUCUUCCCACACCACUUUCCUGUUCACUGAGCACCUGUACUUGCAACAAGGUAUGUCAAGAUUCGCCAUCUUGUCUGUCUGAAUCCAACAACGAUGGCAUCGGUGACUGCAGAGCCCAAUUCCGGCUGGGUCCAGUACCGAGUUACCCAAGCAUUGCGCGCAGUGGUAGGCCACGCGUGUCGACGUCCCAUUCAUACUCUGCUCGUGACUGCCCUUGUCGCCGCAACAACUUAUCUCCAGGUGCUGGAGGGGGCUUUUCAAGCAGCGAACACGUCGCAGAUAUCGCCUUUCGACGUUCGAUCGUUUCUCUGGGGUAGCCGUAGUCUCCAUCUCGGGGAGAAGAGCUCGUGGAGAUGGCAGAACGAGGUGUCUGCAGCCAACGGUCAUGGCCAGGUUGACCACCACUGGGCCCUCGUCACACUCAACUUUCCAGAAGUUCCCGCCGAGAGCAGCCCUCCCGCCAUCUUGUCCCAGUCCGUCGAAGCCGAGCCGAUCUCCCCGACUUCGAAUUUCUUCACCUCCUUCUUCGAUGAGAUUUCUCUGGCAUAUCAGGUUCCUUACAAUCAAUUGGGCAAAUUUCUGGGAGAUAUUCAAGUAAUCGCAGCGGGUGAUGAAGAUAUAACGUGGGCGGUCCAGUGCCCCCGCGGAGAGCGCAAGCCCCUCUCGCUGGGCGGCUGGGUCGGCAACGCAUGGCCAUCGUUCCUGCACCGGGCCCAGCACGCCGAAACAGUAGAUAUGAUCAUCAUUGGGCUCGGAUAUUUGGCUUUGAACAUGACCGUAGUCUCGCUGUUCCGCGCGAUGCGUCACCUGGGGUCGCGUGUCUGGCUGGCAAGCUCCGUCAUACUGUCAGGGGCAUUCGCCUUCGUACUGGGGCUCGGGGUUACGACCACCUGCGGUGUCCCGAUAGACGCGCUGCUGCUCUCAGAGGGUAUUCCCUUUUUGGUGCUGACGGUGGGAUUCGAGAAGCCCAUCCGGUUCACCCGUGCGGUGCUCUGUGCGUCCAAGGGAUCUGCUCGCGGACGGCAGCAGGACAGUCAGCUCAACUCGAUCCCUACCACCAUGCAGACGGCCAUCAAUGCACAAGGCUGGUCGAUCGUCCGCUCAUACCUUCUGGAGAUCGGAGCCCUCGCACUGGGAGCGGCCCUGCGGCCACACGACCGGUUCGGCCAGUUCUGCUUCCUGGCGGCGUGGACACUGCUCUUCGACGCCGUCCUGCUCUUCACUUUCUACGCGACCGUCCUCUGCAUCAAGCUGGAGAUCACGCGCAUCCGGUGUCCAGACACACUCCACCAGGCGGACGAGCGGCGUGGCCCUCGUAUGUUCGGAUACAAGGUCAAGCCGGCGAACGUGGCGCGCUGGAAAUCGAUGAUGGUGAGUGGUUUCGUGCUGGUCAACGUGCUGCAACUCUCGUCAUUUGCGUUUCGCAUCCUGGGAGGCUUUAUGACGAACCCCUCGCUUAUGCCGACGGCCGUCAGCCCGUUCAAGGUGGCCGCCAGCGGACUCAAUGAUAUCUACCUGGCGGCCCGCGCGGCAGGCAUCGAGACGCGCGUGACGGUGCUCCCUCCUAUCCGAUAUACACUCCAUGCUGCCUCCUCGGCAACGAAACGGGCUGACGGGGUUCUCACAGGACUCGAGAGUCCAAUGGCUCGACUGUGUCUGAUCGGCGCGUUGGUCGUCAGUCUCAUCCUCAACAGCCACCUAAUGCAUGCCGCGCGCUGGCAUGCUGCCGACGCAGCAAACGCGUCCGCUGCACCUUCUACCACGAAUCCCGUAGCCCCUAGCUCCGGCCCUCAACCCCGCAGUCCAGAAGAGACGGAAGCUCUGCUUAAAUCCGACCAGGCGAAAUCACUAACCGACGAGGAACUAGUCACUCUCUGCCUCCGCGGCAAAAUUGCAGGCUACAGCCUAGAAAAAACCCUGGAAAACAUAGCCCCAGGCUCAUCCAGACUCGAAGCCUUCACCCGCGCCGUGCGCAUCCGGCGCGCCGCCAUCUCGCAAACCCCGUCAACCGAAUCCCUCAGUCAGGGCGUCCAGGACUCUCUCCUCCCCUACCGUGACUACAACUACGAGCUCGUGCACGGUGCCUGCUGCGAGAAUGUGAUCGGCUACCUGCCGCUCCCGCUGGGCCUCGCAGGGCCGAUGCUCAUUGACGGACAGGCGUAUUUCAUCCCGAUGGCCACGACAGAAGGCGUGCUGGUCGCCAGCGCCAGCCGCGGCUGCAAAGCCAUCAACGCAGGCGGCGGCGCUAAGACCAUGCUGAAGGGCGACGGCAUGACGCGGGGCCCAUGUCUAGGGUUCCCCUCGGCCUCGCGCGCCGCCGAAGCGCAGCGCUGGGUCGAGUCCCCGGCGGGCCACGCAGUGUUGACCUCUGCAUUCAAUGCGACCAGCCGCUUCGCCCGCCUCCAAACCCUAACCGUCGCGCAGGCCGGCACCUACCUGUACAUCCGGUUCCGGACGACCACCGGCGACGCGAUGGGCAUGAACAUGAUCUCGAAAGGGGUCGAGGCGGCGCUGCACGCCAUGACCGCCCACGGAUUCCCGGACAUGCAAACCAUCACCCUGUCCGGGAACUUUUGUGCGGACAAGAAAUCUGCGGCGGUGAAUUGGAUCGGCGGACGCGGGAAGUCGGUCAUCGCGGAGGCCACCAUUCCUGCGGAUACUGUUCGGAGGGUGCUGAAGACGGAGGUCGAUGCGUUGGUCGAGCUCAACACGGCCAAGAACCUUGUGGGCAGUGCGAUGGCGGGCAGCAUCGGAGGGUUCAAUGCCCAUGCGUCGAACCUCGUGCAGGCGGUGUUUCUGGCCACCGGCCAGGAUCCCGCCCAGAAUGUGGAGAGUAGUAGCUGUAUUACUACGAUGAAGAAUAUAAACGGCAACCUGCACAUCGCCGUCUCCAUGCCCACAAUGGAAGUCGGGACGAUCGGAGGCGGCACGAUUCUCGAGGCGCAAGGUGCCAUGCUGGAUUUGCUGGGAGUGCGCGGCGCCCAUCCCACCGACCCGGGCGCGAAUGCCCGCCGCUUGGCCCGGAUUGUUGCUGCUGCGGUGCUGGCGGGCGAGUUGAGUACUUGCUCGGCGCUGGCAGCCGGCCACUUGGUGAACGCGCAUAUGCAGCAUAAUCGGAGUGCUGCGGCAUCGGGAAAGAAAUAGCUUCGCGAUGAGGGAGGAUAUAAAUGGGGUAAAGUUGUAUUUGUUGUUCUCAUUCCUUCAUGCAUGACGAGUGUACAGUAGAUUAGAGUACAGGUUAUACUGAGAAUUUGAGUGGAUGAUCAUGGAAUGGAGGAGACUCGCAUGCACCUGUACCAUCACUCUGGA
This is a messenger RNA of Aspergillus aculeatus ATCC 16872, 3417 nucleotides long. RefSeq lists its product as uncharacterized. The transcript has 3 exons. The coding region runs from base 202 to 3252 and encodes 1016 amino acids. NCBI's taxonomy places the organism in Eukaryota, Fungi, Ascomycota, Eurotiomycetes, Eurotiales, Aspergillaceae. Gene Ontology annotation, molecular function: hydroxymethylglutaryl-CoA reductase (NADPH) activity; protein binding. Gene Ontology annotation, biological process: coenzyme A metabolic process; ergosterol biosynthetic process; isoprenoid biosynthetic process. The record is from RefSeq and is a predicted model, not a curated record. Gene Ontology annotation, cellular component: peroxisomal membrane; endoplasmic reticulum membrane.